Molecule: messenger RNA, 728 nt
Organism: Prorocentrum cordatum
Lineage: Eukaryota; Dinophyceae; Prorocentrales; Prorocentraceae
Source: the annotation of a GenBank genome assembly
GUGCUGAGGAGUACGUGGACCAGCUCGCUGAUGGGCGAGGCGUUCCGCUCGUCCCUGCAGUGGGUACUCGCUGCGAGUGGGCUGGACGGACGUCUGCAGUUCGAGUGGCUGAUGGGAGACAAGUUCAUGCAGUACGAGGACAUGGCCAAGUUGCACGCCGCUGUCUUCUUUCCGGAGCAGCCCGACAAGCUCACGUUCUGGGAACAAUACGAGAUGGCGAUGCCGCUGUGGCUUCCCAGCGCGGACCUCUGGGUGCGCAUCCACGCCCUCGGCGAGUUCCGCUACUCCGUCUUCGCGCGGCGCUGGGCAGCCGCGCUGCCGGAGGGCGAGGGCGCGGCGGGCGCGUGCGGGCUGCCUUCGCCGCUGUUCUUCGGGGCGGGCGGCCUGGAGGAGCUGCACGUGGACUCGCCAGUGACGGCCGCGUUUUGGUUCCACCUCACGGACUACAGCAUCUUCCCGCACCUGGGCCUGUUCGACUCGGCGGCGCAGCUGACGGAGCAGCUGCUCGCGGCCCAGCUGGGCGACAUCAGCCGCGACAUGGCCGCGUUCAACGAGCGCACCUGGCGCGUCUCCUCGGCCUUCUACCAGGCGGCCCUCUGCGCGCUCACGGGCGCCGCGGCCUCCGCUGCAGGCCGUGGCGGCGAGACCACCGGCUCGCUCACGCCGCGCUUCAUGCCGCAACCAGCCAGCCCGUCCGACUGGUCGCGCGUGUGCGGCAGCCGCGGUGA